UGUUAAGAUAUCGAUGCAUGCAGCAUUCUUGCAUUGUCUUCAGAGGUAGACAAAGCCAGAAACAGAGAUACAGAUUGGGAAGAAACAUAUUCAGAUAACUGAUAUACAGGGAUCAGUCAAGAAACAUGGAUCAUAACCCUGUUUCAGCUAAGACACAAGCAGAUAAAGAUCUUGUAUCAUCGAUCAAAGAGAAGCUUGAAGCGGUUUCAUCUUUGAACUCCAUCUUCAGAGUCCCAUUGAAACUCCUAGAAGUAAAUGAGAAUAUGUACAUCCCUGGCACAGUUUCUAUUGGUCCUCUCCAUCAUGGCAAGGAUGGUCUAAAGUACAUGGAAGAUCGCAAGUGGCAUUACCUGCUCACACUGCUGAGUCGACAACCAAACCAGUUAGAGUCAAGUUUGCACGAAUGUGUGAAUGCACUGAGCGAUUUAGAGAAGCCAGCACGAAAUUUUUAUGUAGAAGAACUGAACCUCAGAAGCAACCAGUUCAUCGAGAUGAUGCUAGUUGAUGGGUGUUUCAUCAUUGAGCUUCUCUUGAAAUAUGCUCUAAAGGGUAUAAGACGUGGUGGUGACCCCAUAUUUGUCACGCCAGGGUUGCUCAAUAAGGUUAGAUGUGACCUUAUAUUGUUAGAAAACCAAAUACCAUUUCUCAUUCUUCAAAGGUUGUUUCAUAUUGUACUCGUUCAAGUACAACUUGACCAGACCCUGACCCUCUCUGAGCUUACCUUUCGUUUCUUCAGAAAACAGUUGCCGGGGGAUGGAGAAUUUGUGAAUGAGAAGUUUAGCCAAGAGGGUUACCAUUUGCUUGACCUGAUUCGCCAGUGUUACCUUCCAAAUUAUGCAAGAGUAGUGUCCAGGAAAAGUGUAUCUCAAGGUGAUCUUGAGUCGGCAACAAAGCUCAAGAAGGAUGGGAUUAAGUUCAAGAGAUCCAAAGUCAAGUGCUUACUAAACUUGAAAUUUUCAAAUGGGGUGCUUGAAGUUCCUCCCUUCACACUCCAUCAUUUCACGGAAAUGCUAUUUUCCAAUAUGAUAGCAUUGGAACAGCACCAGAAUGAUAGUCAGCCUUUCACAUCUUAUGCCCUUCUAAUGCAAGCCAUGGUGUGCACUGAAAAUGAUGCCAAGUUGUUCCACAAACUAAGGAUACUGAUCAUGAAUAGUUACCCUGAGAAAGAAGCUUGUGAUCUGUUUAAGAAGCUUUGCAGAAAAGUGGAUUACGAGGAGGAUAAGUUCUAUUUUGCAGGUCUGAUUGAACAAAUUUUGGAGUAUAAAAGAGUCCCGAAAUCAUGGAGGAAGAUAUUGAAAUGCAGCUGGCUUAAAACUCGUACUACAUGAAUCACAUUAUGCAAAUUUGGAGGAUGUUGGUUGUUUUCUUGCAUAUAUCAAUCAAUCUGUUGCAUUAUAUCUUGGAGUGCUAAUGCGGAUAAUGUCUUCUGAGGUUUUCAAAGAGAUGCCUGAAGUUAAAUAAAUAUAUUUUCCUUAAACAAUAUUUCUUUUUCGAUUACCGAAAACAACAUAUACCUGAAAAUAGACCUCCUUAAACAAAUAUAUAAAGAACCAGAGUUAAUGUCAAAUAUAAUUUUAAGCAAACACAUAAAAGUUAAUUAGCACGUGUACGUCCCAUUUGAAAUAGAUGCCUUCAAUCUUUAUAUCUUAUGUGAAACUUGACUUUGGUUUUCCCCUACUUUCAAAGUACUUAAUAUUUUUCAUUUUUGAUGAUGAUCUAGUAUUUAAUUUU
This is a messenger RNA of Vigna umbellata (rice bean), 1731 nucleotides long. Its product is annotated as UPF0481 protein At3g47200-like. The record is from RefSeq and is a predicted model, not a curated record. NCBI's taxonomy places the organism in Eukaryota, Viridiplantae, Streptophyta, Magnoliopsida, Fabales, Fabaceae.